GCGACGAAUUUCGCACACUCGUCACGUGUUUUGAAAACGCGACCUGCACUGUUGAUCUGUAGUCUCUAUUGAAGUGAUCUUAGUAACAUUUGGGCGAUUAUGUCGUUUGUGGAUGAUGAAGUAUCAGACUGUGGAAUGGACUCUCGCUCGCGAUUGGAAAGCUAUGUGUUCAGUUGUGAAUUGUCUUCUGAAGUUCCAUUUUACACAUUUCAAGCAGACGAGGAUGAAGAUGAAGAUGUGGAACAUUUUCUCGAGCUUAAGACGAUUUGUCUAGGUGACUGUGCCAAAGAGGAGAAUAACGUGGUGGAAGUAACUGCUAUGAAUCACCAAGGAAAGAAAAUAUCGGUCCCUGUAGCUAAUCUCAACAUUUCCUGCCUGCCUAUGGUAAGCCUCGGGGAGUUUGAGUUGAUGGCUCCGGUAACACUACGUCUGAAAUCUGGAUCCGGACCAGUGACCAUCAGUGGGUUACAUUUAGUUGCCACAGAGAAUGAAGAGUCUGAAAUAUCAGAUGAAGAUGAUGAUGAUGUCGGUGAGGAGGAAAUGCCCUCAAUCAAACCAGCAAAGAAAAAGCAGAAAGCUUAAUUUGAGAUGUUUACACCAGACAUUUAUAUGUUUUAUACAAUAUUUGAUUUAAUGUGACGGCGGGUGGUGUAGAAUGUAAUGGAAUUAUGUAUUUUCAGAUUGUGGUGGCAGCUGUUAAAUAGAAAGGUUUAAAUCCUCCAUACAACCAUCACUAGGAACAUUUACUUCAUGAUUAAAGUGUUUUAUUAGUUAAUACUGUAAACUGCCAACACAAGACUUCAGAUUCACGCUCUGUUCAGGUUGAUUUCAGAUGUGCCAUCCCUGUAACAUACUGGAAGAUGAUAGCCUGUCAAUCUUCUGCCCUUAUGGGAAGCACCAGCAUUGUUCUCUACAGAUAUUUCUCUUACAUGUUGUUUUGCUGUUUUAAAUUUUAUUUAAACAUUUUUUUUGGGGGGGUGGGGCAAUCAGGGUUUUUAAAUCUUAGUCCCUUUUUGAAGGACUGAAAGUUUUGCAUGGUGCAUGUUAUGUCGAGAUCAGUCGAAGGACUUGCCAUGGUUGCCGUUUUUGUAUUUUUACAGAUUUAUUCACUGAUUCCGUAAAUAAAGUUUUAGUAUAACCAGU
Molecule: messenger RNA, 1143 nt
Organism: Carassius auratus (goldfish)
Lineage: Eukaryota; Metazoa; Chordata; Actinopteri; Cypriniformes; Cyprinidae
Product: nucleoplasmin-like protein NO29
Exons: 5
Coding region: 100-582 (160 amino acids)
Biological process (GO): chromatin remodeling
Cellular component (GO): cytoplasm; nucleoplasm; nucleolus
Molecular function (GO): RNA binding; chromatin binding; histone binding
Source: RefSeq, a predicted model, not a curated record